Molecule: messenger RNA, 552 nt
Organism: Anoplophora glabripennis (Asian longhorned beetle)
Lineage: Eukaryota; Metazoa; Arthropoda; Insecta; Coleoptera; Cerambycidae
Product: cytosolic 10-formyltetrahydrofolate dehydrogenase-like
Exons: 4
Biological process (GO): biosynthetic process; conversion of methionyl-tRNA to N-formyl-methionyl-tRNA
Cellular component (GO): mitochondrion
Molecular function (GO): methionyl-tRNA formyltransferase activity
Source: RefSeq, a predicted model, not a curated record
AUGGGUCACCAAGUUUCUUCUUCUGCCAUCCAACCCCUCAGGGUAGCCAUCAUUGGACAAAGCGCGUUUGCAGUCGACGUUUUCCACAGACUAAGGCAGCACGGACAUAUCAUAGUGGGCGUUUUCACUAUACCAGACAAAGGAAAACGAGAAGACCCUUUAGCUAAGGUAGCUGCCGAUAAUGACGUCACUGUGUUCAAAUUCAAGGCCUGGCGGAGGCAAGGCAAACCUCUUCCGGAGGUUUUGGAUGCCUACAAGAGCGUCAACGCGGAAUUGAACGUCCUUCCCUACUGUUCCCAAUUCAUACCAAUGGAAGUCAUUAAUUACCCUCGACUGAGCAGUAUCUGCUACCACCCUUCCUUGUUGCCAAGACACCGAGGAGCCAGCUCUAUAAAUUGGACCCUCAUCUGUGGAGACCAAAAAGGCGGGCUGUCGAUCUUUUGGGCUGACGACGGCUUGGACACCGGUCCGAUCCUGCUCCAGGAAGAAUGCGAAGUCCUCGAAGACGACACAGUGGACACCUUGUACAACCGCUUCCUCUACCCCGUUGGU